AUGCUAAUGACUGCGUGGUUCGUGGUGGGGAUGGUGCCGUUUGCGCUUCAGACUCGAAGCUUUUUGAAGUUUGCGACGCCGCACAAGAUCACGGAGACAUUGAUAGUGCCGCCUGAUGCGCAUCCGGAGACGGCGAAUGUGACGGAAUUUUGUAAUGGCAAAGGAAUGCAGAUGGCUCAAGUUUGGUGGAAUAUCGACAUCACACACUAUUAUCGUGUUAGCGAGGAGAUAGUCUGUCAUUAUGUGGUACCACAAUAUAAUGUGCACGGCAAUUAUUUGAUCCACGCAACGAAAGUUGAGCCAUUCCACACGUCUCCAUCGGAUUGUGCAGACGACAGUAAUCCCGUCGAAUUGUACUUUUACCAUGGCAGUAUCGGCUUUUACUCUUUUUAUGAAGAAGUCGUAGGCACUUAUUGUUCAAGAGAUGGAACUGUUUACGGUCUUGUGAAAGGCCUUGGGACGUUCGACAUGAAUGGCUACAGCUUAGCCCACGACACUGGAAAUUUCGACUACAGGUGGUCUUACUGGUAUGGAAUGUUAUGUGACCAGAUGCAAGAGGGAUUACAGCGCAAGCCAGCAACCAUCUUCGUGCAUGAAAGUAUGCGUCUGUCAGCUCACGGGGCGAGUAACUUUCAACGAAUUCUGCUCCUGUACAUGCUGGUUGAAGGGCUUAUGAGUGAUCUUUUUCUGCUCGUCGCAACGGAAGGGAUCUUCGCUUGGGUGCAGUAUAUUUCGCUGGGUUAUAAUCUGUCUGGCGUGCUACUAUUGACAUUUGAGCUCGUGGAGAACUUGGGAUGCAUGCGGGAACGUACACGACUUUUUAUUAAGCGAAUGUUAUUCAGCUACGAGUCUUCGUUACUGGGAGAAUUGCUUAGCGCCAUGUGCUUGCCUUAUUAUCUAAGUUCGCUUAAUCGAUCCGACAUGAAGCGCUCCGGACCCACCGCUAACGCUGUGUCUUAUUACGUUUGGAGCUUAGUGGGUCAUGGGAUUUUUGUACUUGCCCUCAUCGGACUCGUCAUGUCGGUUCGAGUAUUGCGUGCAGUUAGUUAUGUUCGCAGGAAGUAUGGCCAUGCGUGGGCUAUUUUCACGGCACCUUGUUCCCUUGGAAGAUGGUAG
Molecule: messenger RNA, 1116 nt
Organism: Phytophthora infestans T30-4
Lineage: Eukaryota; Oomycota; Peronosporomycetes; Peronosporales; Peronosporaceae
Exons: 3
Coding region: 1-1116 (371 amino acids)
Source: RefSeq, a predicted model, not a curated record